Messenger RNA from Prosopis cineraria, 1732 nucleotides. RefSeq lists its product as uncharacterized. The coding region runs from base 85 to 507 and encodes 140 amino acids. The record is from RefSeq and is a predicted model, not a curated record. NCBI's taxonomy places the organism in Eukaryota, Viridiplantae, Streptophyta, Magnoliopsida, Fabales, Fabaceae. The transcript is spliced from 2 exons.
GAGACAUAAGAGCGCAAGCAACGAAUGUGAUAGCGGUUCUCAGUUCAACAGUUCCCACUCCGACAAGGGUUUAGCGAAUCGAAAAUGGAGGAGCCGCAGAGAAUAAAAAAUGUCGCCUCAUCGAAACCUAAAACCCCUUCGAAGAGGAAGCCGCCGACGCCGCAAGAGCUGAUAUCUCACUACGAAUCGCAAGGCCUCGACUCUAACGCCGCCGCCGUGAAGGUCAUCGACGAUUUACAGAAGGCGUUGUUCGGAGUCAUAUCCUCCGGCCGCGGCAAGAAGGACAGACUCUUGGCGGAUUCUUCUAGAAAGAUCGAUUCCCUCAACAGCCGCAUCACUAUUCUCGACCUGAAGCUCGAUUCCAAGCCUGGCUAUCCCGAGACCUUCGCUAUCGGAAUCGCUUCCGGCGCCGCCCUUAAAGGAAUCGGAGCUGUAAUGCCUCAAAUUCUUGGAGGUCUUGCUCAAAUCUGGAACUCUGUUACCUCUGCCACUAGAUCUUCUUCUUGAUUCUCCAUCCUGCCGGACAUGUUUACUCUAUUCAUCAAUAAUGCACUAAGAGGCACAAUUGGUAUUCUAACAUUUUUAAAGGCGAAAAUCAAACAAUUUCACCCCACCGUUACCUUAGCAGCAAAUGGAGUCAUGCAUGGGAGCAUUGUGAACAUGCAGGUGCUAGGUUGGUAGGAUGAAAUUUUGACCAUAUACACGUUGGAGGGAUGUAGCCGAGGUCAUUAAAUGCAAUUUAAUGUACAUCGCCAUGGAGCUCGUUCGAGGCGGCGAGCUCUUCAAUAAAAUCGCUUGAGGUCAGUUGAAAGAAGACAUGCCCAGAGUCUAUUUCCAGCAAUUGAUCUCCGUCGUUGAUUUCUGCCACAGCCGUUGCAUUUAACACCGUGAUCUCAAGCUGGAGAAUUUGCUCCUGGACGAGCAUGGAAACCUGAAAGUCAUAGAUUUUGGUCUUAGCACUUUCUCCGAGCACUUAUGGCAAGAUGGUUUGUUUCACACUACCUGUGGUACUCUAGUGUGUGUCUCUCCGAAGACAAUUAGUGAAAAAGGCUAUGAUGGUGCAAAAGCGGAUAUCUGGUCUUGUGGUGUCAUCUUAUGCGUUCUUACCCUUUCAGGACGACAAUUUGGUUUCAAUGUAUCAGAAAAUUUAUAGAGGAGACUUUAAAUGCCCACCGUGGUUUUCAUCCGAAGCUCGAAGACUCAUCACGAAGCUCCUUGACUCGAACCCCAAUACUUCAAUCACAAUUUAAAAAAUCAUGGACUCGUCGUUCUUCAAGAAAUCAAUCCCAAAGAGCAUGAGGAUGAAAACCGAGGAGUCUGAUUCGGAGUGCGAUGAUAAUUUUGAGAAAUCAAAGUAGAAUGAGCCAGCAACAAUGUACGGUUUCCAUUUGAUAUCCCUACCAGAGGCAUUCAACUUGUCGUCACUUAUCUCGGAGAAGAGGGAAGAAAAGGAGGAGAUGAGGUUCGUGACGGCAACUACAUCCCUCUAGCAUGUACAUGGUCAAAAUUUCGUCCUCCCAACUUGGCACUCAUGUGUUUGUAAUGCUCACAUGUAUGACUCCAUUUGCUGCUAAAGUAAUUGUGGGGUGACAUUGAUUUUAAAAAAUGUGGAGGUGACGUUGUGCCUUUAAAAAUGUUAGGAUACCAAUUGUACCUGUGUGUAAACAUCCGGGGCAGAUUUGUACCUUAACCCUGUAAAAUUUAUUAAUUAAUUUGGGGGACAUACUAGGAC